Messenger RNA from Heteronotia binoei (common prickly gecko), 4132 nucleotides. RefSeq names its product CDP-diacylglycerol synthase 2 (gene CDS2). Gene Ontology annotation, molecular function: phosphatidate cytidylyltransferase activity. NCBI's taxonomy places the organism in Eukaryota, Metazoa, Chordata, Lepidosauria, Squamata, Gekkonidae. The coding region runs from base 86 to 1423 and encodes 445 amino acids. The transcript is spliced from 13 exons. The record is from RefSeq and is a predicted model, not a curated record. Gene Ontology annotation, cellular component: endoplasmic reticulum membrane.
CUGGUGCCGCCGCUUGGUUGCUUCGAGGUGAGCGGCUGAAGGUGCAGCUGUGGCAGCAUCCUCGCCUGUUGCUGGGGCCCUCAAAAUGUCUGAGCUCAGGCAGAGGCUUGGCCGGGAUGCUGACGGACAGCUUGACUCCGAGGAAAAGGAAUCGGAGUUGGAAAACAAGCUGGACGGAGAAACUGCAUCAGACAGUGAAUGCAAGUCAGAAGUAGCCCAAGCACCCCCGGUUGAUGAUACUCCAGAAGUUCUUAAUAGGGCACUGUCUAACCUGUCAUCAAGAUGGAAGAAUUGGUGGGUGAGAGGCAUCCUGACAUUGGCAAUGAUAGUCUUUUUCUUCAUCAUAAUCUACUUGGGGCCAAUGGUGUUAAUGAUGAUUGUGAUGUGUGUACAGAUUAAGUGCUUCCAUGAGAUCAUCACAAUCGGCUACAAUGUCUAUCACUCAUAUGAGCUGCCUUGGUUCCGAACGCUCAGCUGGUACUUUCUGCUCUGCGUGAAUUACUUCUUCUAUGGCGAGACAGUUACAGAUUAUUUUUUCACUCUGGUCCAGAGGGAGGAACCCUUGAGGAUUCUCAGCAAAUACCAUCGCUUCAUUUCCUUUGCCCUCUACUUAACAGGCUUCUGCAUGUUUGUCUUGAGUCUGGUCAAGAAGCAUUAUCGACUCCAAUUCUACAUGUUUGGUUGGACCCAUGUGACUUUGCUAAUUGUUGUUACCCAGUCGCACCUCAUCAUUCACAACCUGUUUGAAGGAAUGAUCUGGUUUAUCGUCCCAAUUUCAUGUGUCAUCUGCAAUGACAUCAUGGCCUACAUGUUUGGGUUCUUCUUUGGGCGCACUCCACUGAUUAAGCUUUCCCCAAAGAAGACCUGGGAAGGUUUUAUUGGAGGGUUCUUUGCUACCGUUGUCUUUGGCCUCCUCCUGUCAUAUGUGAUGUCUGGAUAUAGAUGCUUUGUGUGUCCUGUGGAGUUCAACAAUGACACCAACAGCUUCACUGUAGACUGUGAACCUUCCGAACUCUUCCAGUUACAAAAGUAUAACAUUCCACCAGUGCUUCAGUCGGUCAUCGGCUGGAAAACUGUCCAGAUGUAUCCCUUCCAGAUCCACAGCAUUGCACUCUCCACUUUUGCUUCCCUGAUUGGUCCCUUUGGAGGUUUUUUUGCCAGUGGAUUUAAAAGAGCCUUCAAAAUCAAGGACUUUGCCAACACAAUCCCAGGACAUGGUGGCAUAAUGGACCGAUUCGACUGUCAAUACCUGAUGGCCACUUUUGUAAAUGUGUACAUUGCAAGUUUUAUCAGGGGUCCUAAUCCAAGCAAACUGAUCCAGCAGUUCCUCACUCUGCGGCCAGAUCAGCAGCUGCACAUCUUCAACACAUUAAAGGCACACCUCAUCGACAAGGGCAUAUUGGCUGGUUCCGAAGACUCAUAGGCAGCUGUGCCAUCAGGAUGUGACUGAAAGUGGGCAAGUUCCCCCCCCCCAAGGAAAUCCCCUCUUGGUUUACCUGAUUUAGGACAAUAAUCAGGCCUCAUAUCUCUCUUUUUUCCCCCAUAUAAGAGGUUUGCAUUUCUGUAACUUAAAAAAAAAUUAUUUAUAUGGCUAUGGUUUCAAACGACUUGAAACUUUUAGCUGAGAAGGAACUGCGGCAUUGAAGGAGAAACCUGACCACGUCUUCUGGAAGGUAUCUUCAUAGCCCCUUGAAUUUGCAGGGUUGGCUUUUUUAACCUUCCAGACUGCAUGAGUAGAAAGUUACAAAGGCUGGCAUUCCCCCCACCCCCUUUGGGGAUGCAUGGAAUGGCAGUGGGGAAGGAAGCAAGGUGAGCAAGGGUCUCUGUAAUGCAGGUAGACGAUGAGCUAGCGUCCUACAUACACAUUUCACAUUUACGGUGUGGCAAAUCCAUCACAUGUUGCAGUUGACACAGAGGUUUCAUGAGGACUUUAGGAGCCUUGAUUAGUGUCCAGCUUGUGAUGAAGUGAUCAGUUUCUUUCCCUUUGCAUCUUUGAGUGUAUCGUGGAGUUUCCAUUGAUCCUCUGUGGCAUGCAUUCCUGGUGGUGGUGGUUUCCCCCCAGUUGCAUGAACGUGCUUUGUUCCAUACGUGGAUGUGGCUUGGUAACUGGAAGGAUGGCAGGAAUGAGCAGAGCUGUACUUGUAGCAAGAGAAGCUGGGCUCAUUGCCAUGUUCAGGCAGCAAAAUCCCAGUCAGAUGGGUAAGCAACUCCCUGCUUGUGAUCCAGCUGCGUGUUAGCAAAACACAAGCAGGAACACACAGGCAUUUUCCGCUGUCACAAUGGCAUUGCUCUGUUUCUUGCAAUGAUGAAACCUUGUUGGCAUCAAGAAUUCAGUUACUGUAAUGCCAUUUUUUAAAAAAAAUUCCUCCAGAUUGGAGAGAAAAUUUAGCAGAUUUUUAUCUUUCUGAAUCCAGAGUGAACAAAUUGCUCUGGAAGGCAGCUGAAAUAAAACCAAAUGAGUAUUUUCUUCAGGGAAGGGGAAAGGGGGAAGUGUUAGUUUUUAAUUCAUAAAUCCUACUCCAUAAUUUUAAAAGAUUGUUCAUUUUAGUAGAAUUGGGAAAGAAGAGUACAGAGUAUAAAAUUAAUACUAAAGCCACCAUGAAACCUGGUUACAUGGAAACCUACAGAGAGUCUAGGAAAAAGAGACUCUAUAGCUGUCAGUCCAGCCAGCCCAGGCUGUCAUGCAUGACUGUCAAUAUUAAUGAGCCUCUUGGGUAGUAACCUCUGCCUCUGGGGUUCUGAUUACCCCUGCUCUGUGCCAGAUCAUACACUAUCUAAAGUGUGAUUGAAACAUGAUGCUGGUGAGAAGAGAACGUAUCCAUGGGACAUUGCAUUCACACCAGCAUGCUGCAUAGCUGCGUUGCAUGGUUAACAGCCCCUUUUAAGUGAGUCACUGCACAUACAACGUACAAAGUCCCAUGGCUGAGUUGUUUUACCUCUGCCAGCAGCAUGCUUAAAUCAGGCCUCUGCCAGGUAGGAAAAGUACACUUCGGAUUGGCUGUCAUGGCAUGGAAACUCCACCUCCAUUGGCUGUAGCCAGUGAUCACAUUGACUGUUGGUGGCUUUUGGGCCUGAAGCAGGUAGGCUGCCCUGCCAGGUUGUGUCACAUCCUCCAGACAUGUGUGUGUGCACAGCAAAUACUUAAGCCAAGUAGACCUAAUGGGCACAAGACAGCAUUUCCUCACAGGAGUGUGUGUGGUGCUGACAGUGCUCAGUUGGCUGAAGUUUUUCUUUCUGUAUGCACCUUCUGUGCUUUGCCUGUUCCAUCUUGUUCUGUCUCCACUCUCCUUUCCCCUUCACUAAACAAGGGUUGGGAAAUCCAUUUGGGGAAGGGAUGAUUUGGAGGGUGGAACAGGCAGGCAGUUAGUUGAGCCACUUCCACCCCAACCUCAUCUUGUAUUCUCCUCCAGCAAAGAUGAAGGUGACAUCACAGGCAAUUAUAUGCAGUUGUAUAGCGUGGGUGUUGUGGGCACACACAAUCUCUUUCCCUUUCCCUGUGUGUUCUGUCUUGUGCUGUCUGCAACUACAAUUGUGACUUAGGUAAGUGUCAAGAACUUCCACUGGGGUAGCUUUUCAGCUUUGGGCCUGAAGACUACAGGACUAUUCGAAGUUGUUGCCCUUCCUUUCUGCAAUUCUGAGCAAAUGUGAUAUUGCAGCUUGAAUUCAGCAACAAUGCAACAGCAGUGAACUGUGGAGCCCAGUGCAUUGCGUUUCUGUUUUUAGAUAGGGAGUAAUGCUAAAAAAGUGACUCAACCUAGUGAGCAACAUUCAGCUUCAAACUGUGCUACUCUCUCCUAAACUCAGUGGGAGUACUGGUUUCCAUCCUCUUCUUCUGUAUGCUGCUUUGCCUUCUGUAUAUAUUCCACUUGCUUUUAGAAACAUGUGAAAUUGUUUUAUAAGUAUUCAUUUUUGAAUACUUAUUUUUGGAUAUCCAAAUCUCUCUGAACAUGCCAUUUUAAAAAGAAAAAAGUAACCUCUGAAAUUUCAAACAAGAUCUAUGGUUUAAACUGAGUUUGUUUUGCAUUGUAGAUCUUUUCUGUCUGCAGAAGUCAGGAACAUAUAUAAAGGUGCCAAGUUUACACACUUUUAUUCUUUUUGUACCAUCAUUUGUAAGUCUGACAACAAAUUCAUG